GGGGCCUGGGGGCGGGGUCUGAGCCAGCCUCUCCUGCCGCUGGGCCUUUGAGGUCUUCACGGAUCCUUGGCCGUCAGUUUCUGCCUCCAACUCCCUCCAGUCUCCGGCAUGCCUGGUCCGACUCCCAGUGGUACUAAUGUGGGCUCGUCAGGGCGCUCUCCCAGCAAAGCGGUGGCUGCCCGGGCGGCCGGAUCCACGGUCCGGCAGAGAAAAAAUGCUAGCUGUGGAACAAGGAGUGCGGGUCGCACGACCUCAGCAGGCACAGGGGGCAUGUGGCGAUUCUACACCGAAGACUCCCCUGGGCUCAAGGUUGGCCCUGUUCCAGUAUUGGUUAUGAGUCUUCUGUUCAUCGCUUCUGUAUUUAUGUUGCACAUUUGGGGCAAGUACACUCGUUCAUAGAUUCGGCUACAUCCAUCUGUCUGUCAUCUGAAGAAGAAGGAAAGAAACCCAACAUAUCUUGGACCAAAAGCAUAGUGAUUUUCUGUUUGUGAGAAAGAAAUAUACUGUAAGCUUAUUGUUUUACAGGGAACUUAGCAAGAAUUGGUUUUAAGGAAUCAAUUUUUUUCUAUGGCUAAUAAACUUUUUAAUUAAUUUAUA
Molecule: messenger RNA, 597 nt
Organism: Lynx canadensis (Canada lynx)
Lineage: Eukaryota; Metazoa; Chordata; Mammalia; Carnivora; Felidae
Gene: SEC61B
Product: SEC61 translocon subunit beta
Exons: 4
Coding region: 109-399 (96 amino acids)
Biological process (GO): intracellular protein transport
Cellular component (GO): Sec61 translocon complex
Source: RefSeq, a predicted model, not a curated record